CUGUUCAAAGAACUGCUUUCACACAGACUCUUGCAGAAUUAAUGCACAUACACACACUGUCUCAUCGUCCGUCCAUCGCUUCAGCUUCGCUUCAGCUCUUCUCAAUUGCCAGGAUGUACAGAUCAGGGAUAUUGAUCCUCCUGUUCCUGAAUUUUGUGGCUGCCGAAGUCAUAGCUGGGAAUGGAUAUUGCUAUAUUCUUGAUGGGAUUUUGGUUGUCUAUGGCGUCGUGCUGACGAUCCUCUACUGCAGACUGAGGCUGCUGUCUCAAAAUAAUGAGACAAAUGAAGGGAAACCAGAGGGCAUCUACCAGGGUUUGAAGCAUCAAAACCAGGACACCUAUGAGACGCUCCAUGUGAAGAAGAAACCCUUGGCAUAACUGUUUGACAUUUUCCUUUGUCUUCUGAUUUACAGCAACUCUGCCUGUCUAACAGGCUUUUCCUUUCUGUGAAAUUUAUGUUCGUAUAUCUGUUGUUUCUUUUGCUUACUAACAUGUUUUAUUUUUUACGUUUGAUUACACAGCUUGCGUUUCAUCAAUUAUGAGCAUUUAUGUCCUUUUGCAUUACAUAAUUUGGUAAGAACCUUAAAUGCCUUGUAACUUUUCUAUAUUUUAUAUCAUUAAAUUAUAAGCUAAGCAUGAUAUAAUUAUCAUCUAGCAGACAUAAUUAUACAAUUAUGUCAAUUAUAAUAAAAAAACAGUGCUAUUAAAUAUUAUUACUUUGCUUUAAUACUAAAAGUGAUGAAUGUACAGAAAGAAGCCUUUAAAAAGAGA
Neoarius graeffei (lesser salmon catfish) is the source of this 770-nucleotide messenger RNA. It is a transcript of the gene fcer1gl, whose product is annotated as Fc receptor, IgE, high affinity I, gamma polypeptide like. Gene Ontology annotation, molecular function: IgE receptor activity. Gene Ontology annotation, cellular component: Fc-epsilon receptor I complex; membrane. Gene Ontology annotation, biological process: cell surface receptor signaling pathway. The record is from RefSeq and is a predicted model, not a curated record. The coding region runs from base 42 to 377 and encodes 111 amino acids. NCBI's taxonomy places the organism in Eukaryota, Metazoa, Chordata, Actinopteri, Siluriformes, Ariidae. The transcript is spliced from 5 exons.